Molecule: messenger RNA, 3052 nt
Organism: Pseudomyrmex gracilis
Lineage: Eukaryota; Metazoa; Arthropoda; Insecta; Hymenoptera; Formicidae
Gene: Dnali1
Product: axonemal dynein light intermediate polypeptide 1
Exons: 6
Coding region: 269-1033 (254 amino acids)
Cellular component (GO): filopodium; axoneme
Molecular function (GO): dynein heavy chain binding
Source: RefSeq, a predicted model, not a curated record
GGUUUUUUCCAAUUUUCAAUUUUAUUCUCGGUAUAUCAAAAACCACUUGUUAAAAUAGAUUAAUGAUCGAUUCCCACUGUGUUUCCAUGGUGAUCUUUUUCUUGCUUGUUCAAUUACCUCAGUUUUCGAACGAAAACCUUCGCGAUUAUUCGAAUUCUUUUCUGCAGUUUGAACUAUUGCGCAUAUAAUACUUACUCUUCUCAGCGGUUGUACAUUCUUUAAAAAUAUAUUUUACGUAAAUCUUCUACGUGUAUUUGAAAAAAAAAAAAUGGCGACCGCGAUCAAAGAACAACGCACAAUUCCUUCCUUGGAUACGCUUGUCAAAUAUGAUACUCCAGUUCUGAUUACAACUCAUCCAGAGAAGCCACGCAAGGAACCGGUUACCAGAAUCGGCGUGUCCGCUUGCAAAAUCCAAACUGCCGCACCCUUGGUUGAUGUGCGGCGAGAAACUUUCGAAAUUCUAAAUAGAAUUCUGCCGCCAAAAGAAUGGGAAGAGGACGGCCAGAUAUGGGCUCAACAUCUGUCGAGUACUCCUGCAACAAGAUUGGACGUGAUCAAUUUGCAAGAGCAACUUGACAUGCGACUGCAGCAGAGACAAGCCAGGGAGACGGGUAUUUGUCCAGUUCGUAGGCAGCUUUAUACACAAUGUUUCGAUGAGUUAAUACGACAAGUGACUGUAAAUUGCGCGGAACGUGGAUUACUUUUAUUGAGGAUAAGAGACGAACUUAAAAUGACACUGGCUGCGUAUCAGACAUUGUAUCAGAGCAGUAUUGCCUUCGGGAUGCGUAAGGCGCUGCAGUCCGAACAAGGAAAAGAAGAUCUGAUUCACACAGUUGAAGAAUUACAAGCGCAGAAAGCUGAAUUAGAAAGAACAGUUGCGGAAUUGAAACUCAAGUAUGAUUGUUUGGAGAAGAGAGCGGCCGAAAUGCGGGAGGCGGAGGAGAAGAAACACAUGGAAGAAGUGCAAUUUCUCAAAAAAACAAAUUUGCAAUUAAAGACUCAGUUGGAAGGUAUUAUAGCGCCUAAAAAAUAGGAAAAAAAAAAAAAACAGGUUUACGUGGUGAAUUACAUUUAUCAAUAUGUAUGUGUGUGUGUGUAUUCUUAUACAAUUGUUCAAUAAUUAAAAAUGAAUCAGCAAAUCUUGUCGCAAAGUAUAUAAAUGUGUUUGAAUAGGAAUAAGAAACAACACACCCAUAUAAAAUUCCAAAUAAAUGCACAUUCUGUAGAUAAACUAAUAAUGUUUUAUUGCAAAAAUGCGCACAAUCGAUUUUAUCUUUACAUAUAAACUAUCUUACUUUAUCUUUUCUUUUUCAACUUCAAAUUUGGCGAAAUAGUCUAAAGAUACAUUAUUGUACUUUAACCACCCUAAAUCAGUAAAAGUUUUACUAGCGGAUUCGGAUUGGAAGAUUAUUAAUGAUGUAUAUACGCGCGUAAAUAACGGUACGUUACAAAUGCUUUCGAAGUGAUGAUUUCGCUGUUAUACCGCAAAAAUAUAUUGCAAAGACAAAAUUAAGAGAAGAGGCAGCGAAAACAUAAAAUACGGCAUAUAUUCUGUAUGAUAACAGUCACUAAUAAGUAAUAUAUAUAUGUAUGUGUAUGUAUGAAUUGGCACUUCUAAUCCUCAUACAAUAUUGAUAAUUGAAUAUUGUUGUUGAUUUUGCCAUUGAACAUUUAUGAUAUCAACAACUACUUUGGAUGCUGGGUAGCUGGGUUUAAUAUGAAACAUAAUCUUUUGUUGUUUUUGUUGUUUUUCCGUGCGCAUAUAUAUAGACAACUUCCCAACACCCAACUCCUCAUAUAUAUAAUAUAUAUAUAUCGAUAAAACACGAUGCUUUUUAAGAGUGUGCCUUCAUUAAAGACAUAUAGGAAAGUUGACGUGCUGGCUUGGAUUUUCUUCAUUGGUCCCUCGUUCUUAAUCGCACUUUAAACCGCACUUUAAAUCGCAAUUUUGUUCAAUUUUGCUUAUUAUUUACAUUUACAUGGAAAGUUCACGUUUCUAUUCACAUCAUUUGUCGAAUAAAUAUGCAUCAUAACCGUUCCGGAUUAAAAAAUAAUGUUAUGUUUGUGUGUGUAUGUGUAAUACUCGGUAUAAAAUAAUACUUAAAUAUGUAAGGUAAACAAUAAUACGAAUAUAUAUCAUAUAGAUAACAAAUUAAGUGUGAAUAUUGUGAUGUCUUAAUUAAAUAAUUCAGAGUCUCUCUUGCAUAUAUAUAUAUAUAUAACCGAACUAUCUUGCACGUACAACUAUAAAAAAUACAUUCUUAGACAUUAAAUAUGUAUGCGUACAGACUCGAGAUAUAUUUUUUCUGUUGAAUAAAAUCAUCAAAUAUCUGCGAUGGUCUACAUUUUGCACGAGCUUACUGGCUCCACAAUGUUAAUAAUGUGCAAAAAAACUAAAUUAAAUUUUUUAUUCAUGUGAUCUAAAUUAAUAGAUCAGAAUACUUUCGCGUGAAAAACACAGAUAUGUAUAAUAAAUCAAAUAAAUAAAAUAUUCUACAAAAAAAAAAUUGAGAAAGGCUAUUUGCCAAUCCACUAAAGUCUACAACUUAUCAUUGUGUCUCUCUCAACGUUAUUUAAUUAUUUAUAAAUGUACUUUACACGUUACGCAUCAUAUCAAAUUAAUAUUGAUAAAAAUAACAAUUUUAAAAUACUCGUUUUUUUUAUUUACCGAUGCUCCGAUAAAUAUAAACAAUCAGUAUAAGAGAAUGGACGUUUUAUAAAAUGCUACAAUGCGCACACACAAGUAUAAAACAUAUAUAUCUAACAGUUUUACAACUGUUUAUAGGAUUGUAUCACAUCUUCAACAUUUUUUUUAUAAAGAAAUCAUUGUAAAUUUUCUCGAAGGAUUUACAUGCAAAAUUGGAAGUGCGCAUGAUUCUCAUGCGUGUAGAAAUGCAAUCGCGUUCGGCGAUCGUUUGUGUCUUUUUAUCGCAAGAUUUUCGGUUUUGCUGCAUGUACACAUCAUCCUGGCAUGCGGGGAAAAAGUGUGUAGCAAAAAUUAUAUUUAUCGAAUGUAAUAAUCAUAUAUAAAAUCAGAGUAUAUAAAAAUAAU